Egretta garzetta (little egret) is the source of this 1410-nucleotide messenger RNA. RefSeq names its product calcitonin receptor (gene CALCR). The transcript is spliced from 12 exons. Lineage: Eukaryota; Metazoa; Chordata; Aves; Pelecaniformes; Ardeidae. The record is from RefSeq and is a predicted model, not a curated record. Gene Ontology annotation, cellular component: axon; plasma membrane. Gene Ontology annotation, molecular function: amylin receptor activity; calcitonin receptor activity. The coding region runs from base 1 to 1410 and encodes 469 amino acids. Gene Ontology annotation, biological process: positive regulation of cytosolic calcium ion concentration; adenylate cyclase-activating G protein-coupled receptor signaling pathway; cell surface receptor signaling pathway.
AUGAAAAAAACAACCCACAUUUGCUUCUUACUGGUCAUCCUUCUGAUUAGAAUGGUUCCAAGUCUUUCUUCUACUGUAAAUUAUACUGAUCCUACAUUAGAGCCUGUAGUAAAUGAAAAUUCAGUCAUACGACAGAAGAUAAUAGAUUCGCAGUUCAAAUGCUAUGAGAGGAUGAACAGAGCUCCUCCGUAUAAGAAAAAAGGUCUGUUCUGCAACCGAACCUGGGAUGGCUGGUUGUGCUGGGAUGACACGCCUGCUGGAAGAAUCACAGCUCAGAAUUGUCCAGAUUAUUUUCCAGACUUUGAUCCAACUGAGAGGGCUUCAAAAUACUGUGAUGAAACUGGAAACUGGUUCCGCCAUCCUGAGAGCAACCGAACUUGGUCCAACUAUACCCUGUGCAACUCCUUCACCUCUGAAAAACUGAAGAUGGCGUUCAUACUUUAUUAUAUGGCGAUCGUUGGCCAUGCUUUGUCUAUAACAUCCCUGUUGAUUUCCUUGGCAAUUUUCUUCUAUUUCAAGAGCCUCAGCUGCCAAAGGAUAACACUGCAUAAGAAUUUGUUUUUUUCUUAUGUGCUGAACUCCGUGUUUACAAUUGCCCACCUCAUUGCUGUUGUGCCUAACCCAGGCCUUGUAAAAAGGGAUCCCGUAAGCUGCAAAGUGCUGCAAUUCUUUCAUCAGUACAUGUUGGGCUGCAACUACUUCUGGAUGCUCUGCGAAGGCAUUUAUCUUCACACCUUGAUUGUGGUGGCAGUGUUCGCUGAAGAGCAGCGUUUGCACUGGUAUUACCUCUUGGGCUGGGGGUUCCCUUUAGUGCCAGCAUCUAUUCAUGCUGUUGCAAGAGCCAGAUACUUCAAUGACAACUGCUGGAUGAGCGUUGACACACACUUGCUCUAUAUUGUUCAUGGACCUGUAAUGGCAGCUUUAUUGGUCAAUUUUUUCUUUUUGCUUAACAUUGUCCGAGUUUUGGUGACAAAGCUAAGAGAUACCCACCGUGCUGAGUCCAACAUGUAUAUGAAAGCUGUCAGAGCCACUUUAAUCCUGGUGCCCUUACUAGGAAUUCAGUUUGUUAUUAUUCCCUGGAGACCAGAAAACCGACUUGCUGGAGAAAUAUAUGAUUACAUCAUGCAUAUAUUAAUGCAUUACCAGGGCUUACUUGUGGCAACUAUAUUCUGCUUCUUCAAUGGUGAGGUGCAAGGUGCUUUGAAGAGGCAAUGGACACAAUACAAAACCCAGUGGGGCCAAAGGCGCCGAGAGCACUGUUCCACGCGAUCUACCUCCUACACCGCAACAUCAAUCACAGAGCUCCCCGUUUACCUGUACCAUCAUGAUUCCAACAAUGAACAGUUAAAUGGAAGAUACAUAGAGGACUCCGAACUUGUUGCAUUAAAAUCUGGGGAGACCUCUGCCUAG